AGAUCACUCAAGUCACCGCGCCUUUCCACCUCUUCCAUCACCCGUUCAGCCUUGUCUUCCUCUUCAUUCCUUUUCUCUUCAAUCCAUCACCAGCGUAGUACAUCAUGGAGGGAAUGAAUGCCGUCUACGCGCAGGAUGAAUAUGGUCGUCCCUUCAUCAUCCUCAGAGAACAGCAGAAAAAGUCCAGACUCAGCGGUAUCGAGGCGCAAAAGUCCCAUAUCCUUGCAGCGAAGACCGUUGCCAACAUCCUGAAGACGUCUCUCGGCCCUCGUGGUCUCGACAAGAUUCUGAUCUCUCCCGAUGGCGAGAUUACUGUUACAAACGACGGCGCCACUAUCCUAGAUCAGAUGGAGGUUCAGCACCAGGUUGCAAAGCUGCUAGUCCAGCUAUCAAAAUCGCAGGAUGAUGAGAUCGGCGACGGCACCACUGGCGUUGUUGUCAUGGCUGGAUCGCUUUUGGAGCAGGCGGAGCAUUUGCUGGAUCGCGGUAUUCAUCCAAUUCGCAUCGCCGACGGUUUUGAGCGCGCCUGCAAGAUUGCUGUUGCGCAUUUGGACAAGAUCUCUGACACGGUCGAAUUCUCGAGAGAAAACACCGAGAACUUGUAUAAGACUGCCAAGACCAGCUUAGGAAGCAAGAUUGUCUCAAAAUGUCACGACCAGUAUGCCAGAAUUGCAGUGGAUGCAGUUCUUCAGGUUGCAGAUCUGGAACGCAAGGACGUUGAUUUCGAGCUGAUCAAAGUGGACGGCAAAGUCGGAGGAUCGUUGGCGGACACAGUAUUGGUCAAGGGUGUUGUCAUCGACAAGGACUUUUCCCAUCCUCAGAUGCCGCGCGAAGUCAAGGACGCGAAGAUUGCAAUUCUGACGUGCGCGUUUGAGCCACCUAAGCCCAAGACAAAGCACAAGCUCGACAUUACGUCUGUAGAGGAGUACAAGAAGUUGCAAGCAUAUGAGAAGGAGAAGUUUGAGCUGAUGAUCAAGCAGGUCAAGGACACUGGGGCCAACCUUGUGAUUUGCCAAUGGGGGUUCGAUGACGAGGCCAACCACUUGUUGAUGCAGAACCAGCUUCCCAGUGUGCGCUGGGUCGGAGGACCAGAGAUUGAGUUGAUUGCUAUUGCGACGAAUGGACGGAUCGUUCCUCGGUUCGAGGACCUUGCUACUGCCAAGCUUGGAAAGGCAGGUAUUGUUCGCGAGUUGACGUUCGGUACGACCAAAGACCGUAUGCUAGUGAUUGAGGAGUGCGCCAACACCCGCGCGGUCACUGUGUUUGUGCGCGGAGGCAACAAGAUGAUCAUCGACGAGGCCAAGCGCUCGCUCCACGAUGCUAUCUGCGUUGUCCGCAAUCUAGUCAGGGACAAUCGGGUGGUCUAUGGCGGUGGUGCGGCCGAGAUUGCGUGCUCAUUAGCGGUGUCGAAGGCAGCGGAUGAGGUUUCGAGUGUCCAUCAGUACGCGAUGCGCGCAUUCGCAGAGGCUCUUGAGGCGGUUCCAUUGGCACUGGCGGAGAACUCUGGACUCCCACCAAUCGAGACGCUGGCGGAGGUGAAGUCGCGGCAGGUGACGGAGAACAACAGCCGGUUGGGAGUCGAUUGCUUAUACAAGGGUACGAACGACAUGAAGGAGCAGUUUGUGUACGACCCCCUGAUUUCGAAGAGGCAGCAGAUCCUGUUAGCAACACAGCUGGUGAAGCACAUUCUCAAGGUCGACGACAUUAUUGAAAGCCAUCACGAGUAGACUGAGAUGAAUUGUAGGACGUGAAUAGGGGGAACCCAGGAGGCCAGGCAGAGAGAUCAUCAGUAACAUUAAGGGCGGUCUUUUUUGAAUAAAGAAAUGC
Gamsiella multidivaricata is the source of this 1827-nucleotide messenger RNA. Its product is annotated as T-complex protein 1 subunit epsilon. The coding region runs from base 105 to 1727 and encodes 540 amino acids. Gene Ontology annotation, biological process: protein folding. The transcript is spliced from 6 exons. Lineage: Eukaryota; Fungi; Mortierellomycota; Mortierellomycetes; Mortierellales; Mortierellaceae. Gene Ontology annotation, molecular function: ATP binding; ATP hydrolysis activity; ATP-dependent protein folding chaperone. Gene Ontology annotation, cellular component: chaperonin-containing T-complex. The record is from RefSeq and is a predicted model, not a curated record.